Magallana angulata is the source of this 4098-nucleotide messenger RNA. Its product is annotated as protein PTHB1-like. The transcript has 23 exons. The record is from RefSeq and is a predicted model, not a curated record. Gene Ontology annotation, cellular component: BBSome; membrane. The coding region runs from base 169 to 2991 and encodes 940 amino acids. Gene Ontology annotation, biological process: cilium assembly. NCBI's taxonomy places the organism in Eukaryota, Metazoa, Mollusca, Bivalvia, Ostreida, Ostreidae.
UCCACUUCCGCUUGCGGCUGCUCAGUGAAAAAUAUUUGGAAAUGGAAACCUAAAGAUUUUCGUUUUUAAAGCAAAUUUCUUUAAAAUCUGUGCUUAUUGCGAAAAUAUUCAAAAGAAAUGUGCAUACCACAGAUAGACAUUUCAGAUUUAGCAUAACAAAGAAGAACCAUGUCACUGUUCAAAGCUCGAGAUUGGUGGUCCACAACAGUGGGAGAAGAGGAGGAGUUUGAUCUGGGAUGUCUCUGUGUAGCAAAUAUUGACAAUGCCACUGAUGAGCUUGACAAGAUAAUUAUUGGAAGUUAUCAUGGAAUAUUAAGAAUAUUUAACCCCAAACCUACAAAGACAGAUGAUGGUUGGUCUGGCUAUAAACCUGAAGAUGUUUUGCUAGAGGCCUCAUUACCUGAGCCCAUUCUUCAGUUGGAAGCUGGGAAAUUUGUUUCAGGAACAGAAAACUUACAUUUAGCAGUUCUGCAUCCUAGAAAGAUAGCUGUUUACAAAGUUGGAGUCACCUCAGGGGCUGUGGAACAUGGCAGACACUUUCAACUUAAUAUGUCAUUUGAGCAUAAUUUGAAAAGGACAGCGUUCAAUUUCUGUUUUGGUCCAUUUGGGGGUGUUAAAGGGCGGGAUUUCCUUUGUGUGCAGUCCAUGGAUGGUACUGUGAGCAUUUUUGAGCAGGAGAGUUUCUCCUUCUGUCGCUUUUUACCGGGUGCUUUAUUACCAGGUCCAAUAAGAUACAUGCCAAAACAAGACAGCUUUGUGACAGUCUCAUCAACAUGGCAGCUGGAGUGCUACAAAUACCAAGUACUAGCUGUAGCUACUGAUGCCAAAACAAAAGAAGAAUCUCAGAAUAUAAAAUCUGGGAAACGGGUUACGUGGGACUGGUGUUACAAUCUGGGAGAACAAGCCUUAGAUCUGGUUGUUGUAAACUAUGAGAACUGUCCACCGUCCAUCCUAGUCUUAGGGGAAAGAAACAUAUUCUGCUUGACUGAGAUAGGAAAAUUAAGGUGGAUGAAGAAAUUAGAGUAUGAACCUAGUUGCUUUUUGCCAUAUUGUUCAGUUGUAGAAAACACAAUAAAUUGCCUGAUUGGAACUCAUACCACCAAUUCUCUUAUGGUGUAUCAAGACAUCACCUUAAAAUGGGCAGCCAAGCUAGAUUUUACACCAGUCCAAGUGAAACUGGCUACUUUUCAGGACUUAAAAGGUGUUAUAGUGACCUUGUCUGACAAAGGCCGUCUGGAGUGUUCUUACCUGGGAACAGAUCCAGCUUUGUUCAUACCUCCAGUGCCAGAAUCCAGAGAACUCAAUUAUGCUGAUAUGGAUCGGGAAAUGGCACAGCUACAGAAAAGAAUCAAGCAGUCUUCACAUAAAGCUGUUCUGAUGCCGAACCUGAAGAAACAGGAAGAUGAUUUGCAGCUGCUGGCCACUGUUAACACAAACUUUGAUGAUGUUUCUAUGGCCACUGAGGUUGAAUUUGAAGACCCCGACCCUGUGCCGUCCAUUACCGUCCGUGUUCAGGUCAAGGCCAGACUUACAAUAGAGCAUAUCAAUAUGCAUGUCCAUGCCUGCUGGCCACUUAAGUCCAACGUCUCAUCAUUUGAGAUUUCAUCUGUUGAUCCCAGUAAUCCGUCCGAACAGUUUGUGUCAUUUUUCAUUGUUGGGAAGGCUAUGCCUGCUGACAUGACAGUCUCUGUUUCAGCCAACUACAUGAGUGCCUCUGGUGCUCCAAGAGUUGCCACAGCAAGGGUCAAACUUCCUGUAAAACUUGUCAUAAAACCAGUGGCUCCAGUCAAAAAUGCAGAGUUUAAACUAACACUAGACAGUAACAAGCCUCCAGCCAACUUAAAUGAAAUUUUCCCAGAUUUACUUGGGGAGAAUGCUGGAGGUCAGGGUGCUGCUUUAGGAUUUCAGUAUUAUGGAAAUGGUCCCAUUGUGACAGUUCUGGCAUCCAAAACUUCUCAGAGAUACCGGCUGCAGUGUGAUAGGUUUGAAGCCAUGUGGCUGAUGGUGAAGGAGCUGUCAGGAAGACUCAAUAGUCACUUCAACCGGGGGAAAAAUGACAGCUUCGCACUUUAUUUUGCCGGUCAAUUACCACUGCAGGAAUAUUUUGAUUUAAUUGAUGCCCACUUUGAGCAUCGGCUGAAUGCAGACAGAUGUAAAGAAAUGUUGAAUCAGCGAGCCUCACAAUUCCGUGCAAUACAGAGAAGGCUAUUGACAAGGUUCAAAGACAAAACUCCCUCUCCCCUAGCCAACCUAGACACUCUGUUGGAAGGGACAUAUCGACAGAUCUUACAUUUAGCAGACACAAUAGAGGAGAACAACCAGUCGCAGGAAGUGGCGGCUCUCAGUCUGUCCAGUGCUACCUCCCUGUUUAAUUACCUGAUCAAGCUGUGGACCAACAUGUCGGAGGAGGAGUACAAGGUCCUGCAGCAAUGUGUGUCUCCUGUCGUAUCCAGCUCCACAGAGCAGGGUUGGCAAGAGUCAGUUGAUGCUGCAGUGACACACCUGCUGAGAACUACCCUAGCCAAAUCAUCGAAAGACCAGACACUAAACCCCCAACCCCUACACAUACCAGAGGAUACGACCAAGGUGAAGAAACACUUGGCCCUGAUGUGUGAUAAACUGGGCAAGGGGGCCAGGCUGGUGGAGGGGCUGCCUACAAACUCCAUGGUAAAUAUGAAUCCUACCCCAAGAAAGGAGAAGAAAGCCAAGAUUUCUGCAACAAGCAAAACUGUGAUGGAAAAUGGCCAUAUAGACAAUAGUGAUGAUACAGAGACUCUUAUAGGAAGUCAGUUUGGACAGCAUAAGAGUAAACGUAACAAAGAGCAGGAUUACAGAUCAGAUAUCAAUGGAUUAUCAGAUUUAUCAAUGCUAGGAUUACCAGCUGAAAAUGUGGAUGAUGGGAUGACAGAGAAGAGAAAAAAGAAACACAUAGAGGCCAUGGUCCCUGAUUUAGAUGACAUGGAUGAUGAACCAGUAGCACUAGAAAGUUAAAAGAGCAUAGCUUCUUUUGACAUGUUACUGUCAGGAUGUAACAGAGCCAUUAUGAAUCUCCAGUACUGAUCUGAGAGAGAAUUCCGUCCAUUUCCGUGAGGGAAACAGUCAUUUUUUUACCUGUCGGUGUACUUAAACUUUCCAUACCUGUGAUAUCUACACCCCAUGAUGUGUUGUGGAGGAGAUUUCUUUCAGAACCUCACUGAUUUCUUCUGAUGUGACAAUGAAGAAAGAUCCUCACAUCUCCUCAUCAACUCAUCUCAUACAUAAGGUUGUGGUGACUCAGAUUUAUUUAUUUUUUUAUUUUAUGCACCUUAGUACUUACCUGAGACCUACAGGUAUGUGUGCUGUAUGUUACCUGUUAAACAAUGUGGCUAGUAAGACGGUAAUAGUUCACACUCUUCACACUUCUUGUAUUGUUUAUCUGUGAUGUUUGAAUAUUUUCAUGAAAUGUAUUUACUGAGUGUUUUUGUUCUACUAUUUAGUCAUUGAAGUAUAGGAAGUGCUUGUAUUAAAUAGCUACCUUUUGAUCUGUAUUUAACUUACUAAAUGGAGGGCUCAGGUGAGAGCUUUUCUGAUCAAAAUUUGUCUAGCAUCAGUUCUACUAUCCCCAUUGUUGUUCAGUUUUCACAUUUUCCGUUUUUUCUUUUAAAGCACCCUGUAUUUUAACUAAAUUUGGCCUGUACUAUUGUUUUCAAGUUUGCUCAAAUAAUGGUCAGUGCCACCCUAACUUAAUUACAAUGGAUGUCAGGUAAACAGGAUACUGUUGGGCUGAUUUUCUUAACCCAUGAUUCCACUGGCAAGCAAUAUAUAAGAUGCCACUGCACAUGUAUUGGGGACCUACAUAUUUACAUUUUUCAUUAAGAAUAAAAUAGGUUGUAAAGUGAGAUUAACAUUGUUAAAGUGCAUCCAUUUUUUUCCUAUUUGCAUCCACAUUUUUAAUAAUAGAAAAAAAAAUUUGCUUGUGAUAAAUAAUGUUAAUAUUUGUUUAAAAAUGAUUUGAAUUUAAAUGUUUUUUUAUUGAAGGGAUAUACAUGUAUUGUUGGUAAUUAUAGAUUGUAGCAAAGACAAGUCAAUUGGUCCAAUGGCCUCUUGCGGUUUUUUUUA